This is a messenger RNA of Mya arenaria, 1536 nucleotides long. RefSeq names its product G-protein coupled receptor 157-like. The transcript is spliced from 6 exons. Gene Ontology annotation, biological process: adenylate cyclase-activating G protein-coupled receptor signaling pathway; cell surface receptor signaling pathway. Lineage: Eukaryota; Metazoa; Mollusca; Bivalvia; Myida; Myidae. Bases 392 to 1456 code for a protein of 354 amino acids. Gene Ontology annotation, molecular function: G protein-coupled receptor activity. The record is from RefSeq and is a predicted model, not a curated record. Gene Ontology annotation, cellular component: plasma membrane.
UUUUCCCCACAACGAAAGACCAAACAUUCGCGUAACAUCGUGACAGCGAGAGUGAUUAAUAAAAUGCUGUAAUAACUUGUUUCACAGCCGGUGUAAAAUAAAUAUGUUUAAAUUUAUCAAAGUACGAUGUACUUGUUACAUGAAGCAAAGCGGAAGUUGAAAUAUCAAAAUAAUAAUGCGAUAACGUUUGUAAAAUCAUAUCUUCAGUUGAUUUUACAUUGAGGUAGUUAAAAAAAAAACCGCCACAUUUACAUACUGGGUGAUACAGUAUGAUUUAAUCAGUUGCUUUGUUUUAUCCGUGCACGUACUGGAGAUAGUUAUGAUCAAAUAUACAGUCGCCCGACGAGUAACAACGCUAUAGUGACCUUGGUACAACGAGUGGUAGCCCAAGAUGAUCACUGCGGCCCCACCAACCAACCAGACGUCGGACAUAGCGCUCCCUAACAUCAUCCUGACCGGCGGAAGUAGCGCUCUCUCUAUCGUGGGAGCUCUUUUCAUAUUUUGCAGUUACUCAUUUAUACCACCGGAAAAGAAUUUCACCCGUAAGUUGCUGAUGUAUCUGACGGUGGCGGACUUUGUGACGGCGUUUGGGAACAUGGUUGGGAUGGUCCGCUACGUGACGCUCUACGGUACAGGCCCGAGAGUUCAGAACUGCAGUGGCCAUGUUAAGACGGAAGAAGAGUGGCUGUGCAAGACCCAGAGUAUCCUUACGACCGCUUCCAACAUGUCAUCCUUCCUGUGGACGCUCGUGAUCGCCGUGCACCUGUGGGCGUCUGUCGUGCUGCAGUCAGAUAAAACCAAGUCCCGCCUCGCACGCUUCAUUUACCAUGUCUUAUGCUGGGCGGUACCGGGUGCUGUGGUAGCUUCGAUAUUUGGAUCCCUUGGUGAAGACUAUUGUUUCGGUACGGGCGUAUGGUGCGGAAUCCGUAGCGAUUUGCCCCACCACGAGGUCGAAAUGCUCAUGUACAUCGCUGACAUCGCCUGGCAACUCUUCUCCUACAUUGCCUCCUGUUUUCUACUUGUUUUUAUCAUAUUUUACUUAAGAAUGAAAAGGCUCAACAUAGGUGAGGUGAGGCCGUUCUUGCGAGGGGAAGAUAGAAACUAUUUGUACAUAUGGUUUGUGUUAUACAGUUUGAAACUCUGGGGUAUUAUCCGCUUCUUUUUGACAACGUACAUGCCCGCAGACAAGCUGAAUACCCGACACAUGAAAACGUUUUUGAAAGUUUUACUCUACCUUCAAAGUUACGGCGCAAGUGGACAGGCAUUUUGGAACUGUGUAGUUUUCUGUCUUUUAGAUAGAACCGUAAGAAUCGGUUUUAAAAAUAAAUUGUUCGGAUGCAAGGCAGAAACUAGGCCAUUGCUGCACGAAGAUAGUGAUAAAUUAUUUUGUUGCAAUCCCUGUAUACAGACAUACCCAGACGAUCAAUAUAAUGUAUCUCGUGACUCCGACCGUUAGCACAUAUCCUACCGCGCUUUUCAGUGCGGUGAUUUUAUAAUACAGUCUGUAAAAAAUCGAAUAAAAAAUCGUAAAAAGUU